Molecule: messenger RNA, 1750 nt
Organism: Mus caroli (Ryukyu mouse)
Lineage: Eukaryota; Metazoa; Chordata; Mammalia; Rodentia; Muridae
Gene: Tyw5
Product: tRNA-yW synthesizing protein 5
Biological process (GO): wybutosine biosynthetic process
Molecular function (GO): tRNA binding
Source: RefSeq, a predicted model, not a curated record
GGGGUCAGUCACCUACGCGGACCAUUUCUUCCGGAGUAGUGUUUCCCGGGGAAAUCACGCGUGGACGGACUCGUCUAAAUUCCCAGGCCUGUGAAUUUCACCAUGGCUGAGCAGCGUUUUCCGGUACCCCGGCUGCAGGGCGUCUCCCGGGAGCAGUUCAUGGAGCAUCUUUAUCCACAGAGAAAGCCUCUCGUGUUGGAAGGACUCGACUUAGGAUCUUGUACAAGCAAAUGGACAGUGGAUUACCUGAGUCAAGUUGGAGGGACGAAAGAAGUGAAAAUUCAUGUUGCUGCAGUUCCACAGAUGGACUUCAUUAAACUUUACCUUUUAACAAGUUGGUCCAGAGAGCAGCUGAAGAAACACAUAAAGAAUUCUUCAUUUCAGAGGACGAGAAAUACUACUUACGGUCACUUGGAGAAGAUCCGAGGAAGUAGGAAGAACUCCUUCACUGGGAAGGAUGUUGCAGACAUCAGACAGCAGUUCCCAUCAUUAGGAGGAGAUAUUACAUUUCCAAUGUUCUUCAGAGAGGAGCAGUUCUUUUCCAGUGUUUUUCGAAUUAGUUCACCUGGAUUACAGCUCUGGACUCACUAUGAUGUAAUGGAUAACUUUUUAAUACAAGUGACAGGAAAGAAGCGAAUUACACUGUUCAAUCCUCGGGAUGCACAAUAUUUAUAUUUAUCAGGUUCUAAAUCAGAAGUGCUGAAUAUCGACAGCCCAGACCUGGAUAAAUACCCACUCUUUCCUAAAGCAAGGAGGUAUGAGUGCUCCCUUGAAGCUGGAGAUGUCCUCUUCAUUCCUGCUUUAUGGUUCCAUAACGUCGUUUCUGAAGAGUUUGGAGUGGGGGUGAACAUCUUCUGGAAGCACCUCCCGUCGGAAUGCUAUGACACAACAGAUACCUAUGGCAACAAAGAUCCUGUAGCGGCAUCCAGAGCUGUGCAGAUCUUGGACAGAGCUUUGAAAACACUGGCUGAAUUACCAGAGGAAUACAGGGACUUCUAUGCACGCCAAAUGGUCUUACGUAUUCAAGACAAAGCCUACAGCAAGAACUUUGAGUAAAAAAUGAACUAAAUGUAAUACAAUUUUAAAAAUAAAUAAAAAGCAGCUCAAGUAUUUGAAAACUAUAACAAGAUAUAAAAUUUAAAGAUUUUUUUAAAAUAGGAAAGAUAAGUCUGAGAUUUAUAGUAUAAAAGGAGAUGCAUAUCUGAUAUCUACUUGGUAUAGAUUGAAAAUGCUUAGCGGGACCAUUCUUUAGCUCUAAGAUGUAAAUAAAAUUUGGAGUUAAUAAAAAAAUCUAUUGAAUCACACACUACAUAAAGUCUGUUGGUGGAGUGGCCGUCUUUGUUUUUUUUCCAAGGAUUUAGUGAUACCACCAAAACCUUGUUCACCCCACCCCCACCCUACUGUCUUUCAACCACAGGAUUGGCAUUAUCCUAGGUCUAGCUACCCUCGUGGUCAUGGGAUGAUUGCCAAUAGCAGCUGGGGCCUUGUGUGUCUUCAUUUGUAUGCAGUGGAGGAGUCUGGCUGGAAUCCACAGGCACUGUCUUACAUGAAGCAGCUUUUCAGAAUUCUCUUAGCCUUAAUGCUUUGAAAUGUUGUCUUCAACCCUGUCCAUCAAUGAGUCUGUUGUUACCUCAUGCAAUACAAUUACACAUAGGAGUGGGCUGCUCUUCCUUGAGGUACAGGAAAGUGUAUUAAGAGAGCAGAAUGGUUAAGGUUAGAUAUUUAAGAAAAUUUACAGGGGGCUUUGAAU